Messenger RNA from Anopheles bellator, 3236 nucleotides. RefSeq names its product TAR DNA-binding protein 43-like. Lineage: Eukaryota; Metazoa; Arthropoda; Insecta; Diptera; Culicidae. The coding region runs from base 545 to 2134 and encodes 529 amino acids. The transcript is spliced from 3 exons. Gene Ontology annotation, cellular component: nucleoplasm. Gene Ontology annotation, biological process: regulation of gene expression. Gene Ontology annotation, molecular function: RNA binding. The record is from RefSeq and is a predicted model, not a curated record.
ACAUUUGGCUUUUUAUUCGCCUUUAACGAGCAAUGGAUUAUCGAUUUGGAAUUCCUCGUUCGCGAUAAGGCACAAAGUACCGAUCGCAUCCAUUAAACAGUGUGUUCGUUAUCCAGCCGGCCCUCGGAAACGUGUUAUGUGCUUCCAGUUCUUCCCUUCUGAGUGCGUGAGCGUGUGUGUGCGUGUGUGCGCUGUGCGGUGUGCGAGAAAGAGUUGCUGAGGCAGUGGCUGCUGAGUAGUUCUGUGAAACGGUCUACAACCCUCACACGGCAAGCUGGCUGCUGGGGCUCGGAUCAAGGCAUUCGCCAUCAAAUUGUAAAGCUAUGCCAAGCGGUGGUACGGGCGGGUUAAUCGAUCUUGAGUGUGCCGCGAACCAAAGGAGACAAUUUCUUUUCUUGCAGAAGCUAAGCCAGCCCCGCUGCAUAAUCGCCCGGGUUUUGCUUAGAAGAAGUUUGGAACGAACGAAAAACUUUGUUUUGCCCAGCCCCGUCGUCCGGCCCGUUCCGCUUCCGCGCGCCAUCCGGGAGUUUUCAGGUGACCGUUCAUGGACAUUAAGAUGGAACCGUCAGGCACGGUGCUAGUGUCGGAGGAGGAGGGUGACGAAGCGGUCGAGAUUCCGCUCGAGGACGACUCGACGCUGCUGCUGACGACGCUGCAGGCCCAGUUUUUCGGGGCGUGCGGGCUGAAGUACCGCAACCCGGAGAACAAGGUGAUCCGCGGGGUGCGUCUGAGCGACGGCAAGCUGCACCCGUUUUCGCCCGAGUCGGGCUGGGGUAACCACGUGUACAUUUGUGUGUUCCCGAAGGAGAACAAGCGCAAGUGCGACGACCGGACGGAGAACUCGACGCCCAAAACGAAGCGCAUCGAGAGCCGGAACCGAACCACCACCGAUCUGAUCGUGCUCGGGUUGCCGUGGAAGACGACGGAGGAGCGCCUGCGGGAGUACUUUGAGAGCUUCGGCGAGCUGCUGGUGGUGCAGCUGAAGAAGGACUCAAACACGGGCCAGUCGAAGGGGUACGGGUUUAUCCGGUUCGCGCGCUUCGAGUGCCAGAUGAAGGUGCUGUCGAAGCGCCAUCUGAUCGAUAGCCGAUGGUGCGACGUGAAGGUGCCGAGCAGCAAGGACCAGAUGCAGCACCAGAUGCCGAGCAAGAUCUUCCUCGGUCGCCUCACGGAGGAUAUUAAUGCGGACGACAUCCGGACUUAUUUCAGCAAGUACGGCGAGGUGGCGGACGUGUUCAUCCCGAAGCCCUUUCGAGCGUUUGCGUUCGUCACGUUCAUCGAUCCGCACGUGGCGCAGAGCCUGUGCGGUGAAGAUCAUCUGAUCAAGAGCACCUCGGUGUACGUGUCGACGGCAUCGCCCCGGCCCGAGCACGGGCGACAUCGGGGCAAGAGUCAGAUGGGUGGCAACCCGUCCUCGAGCUACGGCGGUGGCGGCGGUGAACACGCUGGCCGUGAUGGGAACGAGUACGGCGGGGGGCCACACCACGGCGGACAUCCGAACAAUAACUAUCAUCAUGGUGGCGCGGCCGGUGGACCGGGCGGUUACAACCAUCUGCCGCAGGCAGGCGGCGGGAAUCAGCGGCCAGUGUGGAACUACAACGAGUACACGACGCAAAACCGGCAGAAUAGCGGUAAUAUUGACUCGAUGCCGAAUCUGCAGGCACUCGGGCUGAACUCGACUGGUCCGAACGGACAAGGUGGCGGUGGUGGUGGCGGGUCAGCCAGCGGUCACCACGGCGGUGGUAGUAUGGGAAACCAUCUGAGCGGCAGUGGGGGCGCUGUGACCGCGGCUCCAGGGCCCGGACCGCACGGGGGCCCCGGGGCAGGCAAUAUGAACAUCAACCAGAUGCCCAUUAAUCCGGCCAUAAUCGCGGCAGCACUCAGCCAGUGGAGCCUGAUCGGCAACCAGAUGCAGCAAACCACGGCCUCGCAUAGUGGAGGCGGCGGCCCCGGAGGACCGGGCCAAGGGCACGCGGGUGGUCCGGGAGGACCUGCUGGCGGUGGACCUCCGGGACCGGGUGGGGCCGGCCCCGGACCUGGUCCGGGCCAGGAGUAUCUGGCGUGGAACGGCAACGGCAGCGGUGCGCCGGGUGCCGCUGGUCCUGCUGGCCGUGUUGAGCCGAAUCGACCGUAGAUCCUUGGCCCCCCUUGGGUACAAGCAAAUGAAAGAGACAGAUAGAGAGAGAAAGCGAGAGAGAGAGAGUGGGAGCAGAAAGUACAGGUUUUUCGGACGAUGUCGGCAGAGAACAGACCGACGCCCGCUACAGUUACGAGAGUACGAAAGAAACAGACAAACCGACGAACCAAUGUGUGGUGCUACCCACGCCCCGUGCUGUGGGAAAUCGCGUUCCCACGAAGCGGCCGCGUGUGGCACGGAUCCACAUUUUGACGAUCUCCGCUCUCUCGCAACUCUCGGCGGAAGCGGCGGACCCUUGACUGACUCUUGUUCAGCAAACACGAGAAUGACGCGUGAAAGGAUGUCUGGAUGGAUGGAUGGAUGGAUGCUCGGGAUGCAAUUAGGUGGCGUGUGUUGUGUGUGGAAGACGAUUUGAUGAAACCCUUUUUAAUAUUAGAUAAAUAAAUCUUAUUAUGUUCUUCUUUUUCGUUCGUUCUCCGAGCUUGCCCGAGAUAUAUUGAGUAUUUGAAACCGUAACGAAAGCAAACUAAAAUACAAUCUCAUUUGUGUGUUUCCGUGGCGUAAGCAGCAACAACAAACAAAUAUGUAAACGUGUGUGGUUUGUGUGUGAAGGGGUUAAGCCAAACAGUAGUUUUUCGUUGCUGAAAAAUAUCCACAAAACGGUGUAGGAGGAAGCACGUGGUAGGAAUGGAAGCGAGAACACGAACCGUUGCUCUUAGAGAGGUGGCCCGUCGUUAGAAUUACGCUAAUUUAAACCACAUCAAACCCCAGAACAGCGUUUCGGAUGAGCGUGUAGAGUCGAAUGAGUUCUUGACCGCCCAAAAUACUCCCCAACCAGAAUGUAACGAAGCCCCCCUAACUAACAGUACAGUAACAAGCGCAAGCAAGCAAAUGAUGGAUGAUUGCAAUGGAUGGAAACUAGCUUUGAGUGUGAGACCCGUUUGAGUUUGAUUGCCGAUCUUCGGCAGCGCAAGAUCGUUAGCCUCAGAUCAAUAAUUUAAUAGUGUGACUGAUGUUGUGGGGUUUGACUUUUUUCCACUUUUACGACGUGUAAAUACAACACAAGAAACAUAGAAUAAACGUUUAGCUGUUUACGGAA